Messenger RNA from Dacryopinax primogenitus, 1038 nucleotides. RefSeq names its product glycoside hydrolase. Gene Ontology annotation, molecular function: hydrolase activity, hydrolyzing O-glycosyl compounds. The transcript is spliced from 10 exons. The record is from RefSeq and is a predicted model, not a curated record. Gene Ontology annotation, biological process: carbohydrate metabolic process. Lineage: Eukaryota; Fungi; Basidiomycota; Dacrymycetes; Dacrymycetales; Dacrymycetaceae. Bases 1 to 1038 code for a protein of 345 amino acids.
AUGGUCUCGAUUACCGCUACGCUGCUCGCUUGCCUUACCCUGUUGUCCUCGGUGCUGUCCGCCCCGGUUGAACUCCGUUCAACCUCUCUGGAAUCCAGGCAGACUGCUCAAAGCGCGCCGCAUUGGGUGUUGUACUGGGACCAGUGGGUCAAUGGGGAGAAUGGACCUCCCUCUCCUUCAACCAUAUAUGGCUUCAACGUCUUUAUCUUGUCCUUCUUGUUGAGCACCGGACCCGCAGACCAAGUACUGGAGUGGACGUACCUCAGCAAUGACACCCGAGCAUCUAUCAAGUCGGAGUAUGAAGCUGCUGGCAUCAAGCUCAUGGUUUCUGCUUUCGGUGCAACCGAUGCUCCAACGACGAACGGAUACGAUCCUGUGAGUCUUGCAACUACGAUGGCACAGUUCGUGCUCGACUAUAACCUGGAUGGAAUCGAUAUCGACUGGGAAGACUUCACUGCCAUGAAUAAACAGAAUGGACAGGCCGAAUACUGGCUAAUCAGCUUCACCGAGACCUUACGGUCGAUCUUGCCGGCGGGUCAAUAUAUCAUCACCCAUGCUCCGGUUGCACCAUGGUUCACGCCCGGAGAUUAUUAUCCAACUGGGGCCUAUACUAUUGUUAACGAGAACGCGGGAUAUGCUAUCGAUUGGUACAAUAUCCAAUUCUACAACCAGGCAAGUCCGCAGAACGAUGGUGCGACCGAGUACACUAACUGCUCCUCUCUCCUGUACGAAUCAUCCACCACAUGGCCGUAUACAGCACUCUUCCAGCUCAACUCCGUGGCUGGUGUGCCGCUCGAGAAGUUGGUAAUCGGAGUGAGUGAUCUCCAGAUCGAACCAUUCCUCGCGGCUAAAUUCUCUCGCAAGAAACCGGCAGAACCUAGUGACGCUUCUAAUGGUUGGAUCGAUCCUGCUACACUUGCUACGUGCGUCAAGGAAGCCGUCAAUGGAGGGUGGUCCGCUGGGGUGAUGACGUGGGAGUAUCCCGACGCAAGCGCCAGUUGGAUUGCAACAGUGCGGGCUGACAGUUUCCCCGUGUAA